UUGAAAGCUAUGAGUUCAUUCUGUGUUUGAAGUCAGCGCUGGGACCUGUGAGCUCAAUCUUUAGAUCAAGGGAGCAGCAACACGUGUGCAGAACUGUGUGCCUCUGUUAGUGCAAAGAAAUACCUGCAAAGGAAAUGUGCUGUAUCUCUAACCAGCUUGUACAUCUAGACACCAGCAGCAGAUUUAAUAUUUCCAUGUGGUCUCGCAGCACACAGAACAGCAAUGUCUGGAAUUAAUAGCAUGUCAAGAAUUCUACUGUUCCUCAUUAUCUCUGCUUCUGAUCUGAAACACCAAGUCCAGUCAAUGGCAGUUGAAAAGGUCCUUCCUGGAGAGAAUAUAAUUCUAAACUGUGACCUCAAACAUAACAGUGAAACCUCUUGGUUUGUACUUUAUCCACAACAAGCUCCAAUUCACAUCUUUCAUGAUACUUUAACACUAUUAAGCAAUGCAUCAAACCCUGUAUACUUCAGCGGCUUCAGUACAUCUCGUUUUUACCCCCUGCUGAACCACACGACCUGGACUGUCAACAUGAGGAUAGACAAUGUUUCUCAGCAGGAUUUUGCUUUGUAUUUCUGCAUGGUUCGAGUGAACGGAGAAAUGAAAUCUGGAAAUUUAACAAAACUUGUGUCGGCGCAUAACUCAACGUCAGAACCGAAAACAGAAACUAACAAUGCGCAGAACUCAACGUCAGAACCAAAAACAGAAACCAAUGGAUCAAACUGUGAGCUGUGCUGUAUUUUGCUGGGCUGCGUCUCCUUAUUAUUCAUGGUCGUCUCCUCUGCCUUUGUCUGUUACUUUGAGAAAAGAGGGGCUAAGGGUGCGAGAACACACGAAGAGAAGACCAAGGCGACCAACUCAAAUCCUGUUCUUGAGCAGGAAGAAGAAAGAGAUGUACAGUACGCUAGUGUGGAUCUGAAAAAAACUCCCAAGCGCAAAAAGAAAAUAAAAGUUCUCCAAAACGAUGUGACGUAUGCUGCAGUCAAGCGCUGAAGUCGUUCUCCAGCAGAGGUUCCUGCAUUGAAAUGUGUGUUCUAUCAGUCUGAUAGAGGAACGGACAAAAAACUUCCUCCUGAAUGCAUAAAACAGAGAGAGUCCAAGAUUCUACGCAGUGGCCUAUUUCUGUACAUUUAUAAAUGUGUUUUAUUUAAUCAAUAAUUAAAGUGCAUAUUCAGUAUAACAAUGAAGGUGGCAAGUCAAUCUAAAUAACAUCCCUGCAGAUAAUACUGAAUACCCAACACUGUACUUCCCCUUAACUUCCCAGAUGAUCAACGAAGUUUUCAUGUGUGUCAAGUCUAGAAAUUUGGAUUCAACAUAUCUAUUAUUAAGGGCAGCAGUGUGGAUUAGUGGUUAGGGCUCUGGACUCUUGACUGGCGGGUCGUGGGUUCAAUCCCAGGUGGGGUACCCUUGAGGAAGGUACUUUACCUAGAUUGCUCCAGUGAAAACCCAACUGUAUAAAUGGGUAAUUGUAUGUAUAAAUAAUCUGUAAAAAAUUAUGUAAUUGUAUGUAAAAAUAAUGUGAUAUCUUGUAACAAUUGUAAGUUGCCCUGGAUAAAGGCAUCUGCUAAGAAAUAAAUAAUUAUUAAUAAUUAACACAAUUUUAUAUUAAUUGGGACACUCUAGAAAAUUGUUGACUGCAGGUAUGUUUUACUUGAUUGUAUUUUAAAACAAAUAAUAGAUGCUAAACAAUUGUAUUGAAUAACAUAAUAACAAAAAAAAGAUUUUGUUUAUUUAUUUAAUAUUAUUAAUAUAGUAAAUGUAUUGCUCCUGCUGUCUUUGUAACUAGCAUUGUAGUUUCCACAUCAGCUGAUCUGUUUUGGUAAUAAGCUAAUCAGAUAACACUUGGGGUGAAACUGCACUGAUGCCU
This is a messenger RNA of Acipenser ruthenus (sterlet), 1864 nucleotides long. RefSeq lists its product as uncharacterized. The transcript has 7 exons. The record is from RefSeq and is a predicted model, not a curated record. Bases 223 to 990 code for a protein of 255 amino acids. NCBI's taxonomy places the organism in Eukaryota, Metazoa, Chordata, Actinopteri, Acipenseriformes, Acipenseridae.